Drosophila navojoa is the source of this 6386-nucleotide messenger RNA. Its product is annotated as protein FAM135A. NCBI's taxonomy places the organism in Eukaryota, Metazoa, Arthropoda, Insecta, Diptera, Drosophilidae. The record is from RefSeq and is a predicted model, not a curated record. Gene Ontology annotation, biological process: lipid metabolic process.
UUGCUCUGUGUCCGGCGCAAGACGUCGCCGUGGUCGCAGUCGCAGUCGUAGACGUAGUUGUCGCUGUCAUCAGUUCGUUGUAGAUAUUUUCCCGGCACGGACGUGCGCUGCUCGCGGCCCAGACGGAUAACAGUUGACGGCAGUUGCUUGGGGCUCUGCCACAGUUUCGGUUGAGGUUUGCUCCAUUCGAGUUUCAUUAGGCGAACCGCAGAGCAGGACGCGGCGACGCGGCGACGCGAGCGAGCACCCAAACGUGGACCCAAUAAAAUGUUAACCAUGCAGCACAGUCAAACGACAAACAAAUGAAAAACCUCAACGACCUUCUGCAUGACAACCUGAGCUGCAGUUGUCCAGCUGACAGCCACCGGGCCAAGGAGUAGCUGCCGUCGUAGCGACUGCCGUAGCCAUGGGCGAUCUGCAGGCCACGAUUGAGUUUUCCGUGGAGCUGCAUAAAUUCUUCAAUGUGGAUCUCUUUCAGCGCGGGCUUUAUCAGGUGCGUUGCGGUCUGCGCGUUUCACCCCGCCUGCCCGUCCAGGUGGAGACCAGCAUACCCGAGUCGCCCAAUGCCAAGCCCAAUGGCGCCUCCAGCGAGCCCAGCGACAACGAACGGGACAAUGAGCUGGCCACGCCCGUGGACGCGGCCACAGUGCCAGGCAUUGGCAGCUGCACAUCCGCCACCAUAAUCAAUGGCAGCGGCGCCUCACGCAUCUUUCAGAUACUCUAUCGCAACGAGGAGGUGCCGCUGCGCGAUGUCAUACACUUCCGCAGCCAUCUGCUGGUUGACAGCCGUCACCUGAAGGAGUCCAUCGAACGGGCAGAGUUCUCGCUGCAGCUGGAGCUAUGGUUCGGCGAACAGAACGGCAGCAGCCAACUGACGUUGGCAUCCACACGCAAUCUGCAGUUGAACUUUCAUCCGGGACGCGGACUGCACUAUCAUCUGCCCGUGCUGUUCGACUACUUCCACUUGGCGGCCAUCAGUGUGGGCAUUCAUGCCAGCCUCGUGGCCCUGCAUCAGCCAUACAUAAAACUGCAUCAUUUGGGCGGCAUUCGUGGAAGGGGCGUGGCAUCGCUACUCCUGUUACCAACUGCACAGCAUCUACUGCAGCCGUGGCGCAGUCAAUUUUUACGCCGUUUGAUUCAGCAAAAGAAAAGCAUAUUCUCAUAUAUCAAGUUAUGUGCGCCACGCAGCUCGAAGCCUUGGAGCGCCGGCAAGCUCAGCUGCCGAGGGAACACCUCGCCUGGGCCCCUGGAGGCCGUGUUCUUUGGCCCCCAAAUAGGCGGCACCACCAAGUGCAGCGGCGGGCCCACUGGCCGCUUGCUGCAGUCGCGUCAGAUCCAUCGGGACAUCUGCAGCCUCCUGCUGGGCGCCAUCGAGCAGCUGAAGGCGACCCUCAACGAGUUCAGCACCGUGCUCCCGCCGAGCAUCAAUGCGCAGAUCGGCUCGCCGCCGCUGCGGGAGAACGACACGGGCGAGCGACUGCAGCAGCUGCUGGAGCAGGCCAAGCAACUGGAGGCGGAGGACGACUUUGCCACGCUGGCCAAUUCGGACAUCGCGCAGCUGUGCGCGGAGAGCAUCUUCUGGUGGCGUCGCGUGCUGCUCGCCUCCCGCUCCUCAACGGCGGUGCACACGCUGCUCGCACGCAAGCACCACAUUCUGCGCGUGCGCCGCUUUGCCGAGGGCUUCUUUGUGCUGGAGCAGCCGCGGCAUGCGGCCACCGGCUGCCACGAGAUGAACGGCAACGGCAGUCCCGGCCACUGCCAGGGCUAUGCGGGCAUCGCGGAGCUGGCCAGGCGCAGUCGCUACUUGCAGUCGCUGCCGCCGCUGCCCGUCCACUGCACGCCCAUCGACGGGGAUGCCGCCUCGCUGCCGCUGAUCUUCGAGGAUCGGUAUGUGGUGCCCGGCGCCAGCUAUGGGAGGCGUCGCUCCGGCAGCGAUCCCCAGCUGGAUGAGACGGCGACGGCGGCGAGCAAGAAGAAAACUCUGGCGCCCGACAAGACGCACUCGAGCAGCAGCCUCAAUGGCACCAAGGACUGCCUCGCCUGUCACUUCGACUACGACUAUCCGGCGAGCAAUGGCAGCGGCCCGGCCCAUCCGCAUGCCAAGUGCGUGGUCACGCCACGCUUUGCCCUCGGCGGCGAGGUGCUGCAGGCCAGCUUGACCAUUGCGCCGAGCAGCAAGGAGGCGCAGCCCGUGGCACUGCGGCACAAUCUGUCCAGGCACUCGGUUACCGGGCUGCUCGAGGAUCUGGGCACGGAGCCGACCGAGACGGCGCUGCCGACGCGGCACAGCAAGUCCCUGGAUCAGCUGGACGGCUGCCAGACUGCAGCCGCCGAGACGCACGUGCUCGAGCCCAGCUGCAAUGGACGCCAGGUGAGCUACAACACGCUGCCCGCCGGCCUGGCGCGCCUCCAGGCGGACGACCUGAUGCGCAACAUCUGCGAGUUCCGGCAGCGCUAUGGGCACGCCAGCAAGUUCGACUACUUGAACGAGAUCAAGCUGCUGAAUCCGCCCAAGCAGCCGGCGGCCAGCAGCGGCGCCUACAAUUCGCUGCCCAAGAGCAUGCUGCCGCCGCGCAACUCCUAUCCGCCGCCCCCGCCCAGCCAGUACACGACCAUGCCGAGGAGCAACAGCUCCCAGAUACCGCGCGCCGUGGAGAUCGCGCGGGUGCGUGUGUCCGACAUCAAGGAGAUGCUGCGCCAGGGCCAGGCGCAGGGCGCGCUGCGCAAGGAGUCGAGCAGCUCGGAGAGCGACAUGAUGCAGAAGCUGCAGAUGCUCAGCUCGAGCAGUGUGCCCUUCCGGCUGGACGCCACCACCACGACCACGGUCAACAGCAACAACAACACCAACAGCAGCGAUCCGAACACCAGCGGCUUCAGCGAAUCGCUGCCCAAUCUGGCGCCGCCGCCCGAGUUCGAUUCGGAUGCGCGACGGCAGCGCAGCAAUUCGACGUCGUCGCUCAGCGAGGAGAGCGGCUGGGUGAGCAGCCGGCGCAGCUCGUUGGCCGUCUCCAGCCCGGACACGAUCACCAGCACCGGGCCGCAGCAGAAGCAGCGACACACGCAGCUCAGCCUGGGCAUGGGCAUGGGCCUGGAGACGCGGCUCAACGGCGAGCAGCUGCGUCUGCGCCUGCAGAAGCUGCUCGAGCAGCAGCAGCAGCAGCAGCCGCACAAGCCUCAGCGGAAGCGUCAAUCGGCUGGGAACAGUCAGAGCCGCACGCCCGCGCGUCUCCAGCAGCAGGAGAGGGAGAAGGAGAAGGAGAAGGAGCUGCACAAGAAGAUCUCAUCGGUGACCGUGACCAUCAAGAAGGAGCGUUCACGCUUUCAACUGGAUCGACUGCGCCAUCUGCCAAAUGGCGAAUCCACCGAGGUGGAGGACUUGGAGCGUCCGCCACCGAGACGCCGUCACAAAGGCGGCGCCGCUGCCAGGUGCGAAAAGUCCAAGUCGGACUUUGAUAUUACCAGCUUGAAGGAUAUGCAGCCGCUGGAUGCAGUUUGCCUGCCGCCACCGCAACAGUUUCAGGAUCAGGAGCAGGACCAGGAGCAGGAGCAAGUGCUAGCACCACCGCCACCCGACGAGUUUCGCGAUCCACCACCGGAGCCAGCACCUGCUCCGGCUGCCGCUCCAGCUACAGCUCCACAGCCCAUGCCCAUGCCAGCUGCCCCUCCAGCUGCUCCGGCCGUGGCCAAGUCCAAGACCAAGUCGAUGGCCUGCCAUGUGGUGCUGGCACCACCACCACCGCCGCCGCCGCUCAAGGAACGACAGCCCAUAGGCGCCAUUGACAAUCCCGUGUACCACAUCUACGAGUCACUGCGUCCCAUGUCCACCCCGGCGAUCUUCAGCAACAAGCCGGUGCUCAAGUCACACAGCCUGGCGGAGCUGAAGCGACCCCCACAGCAUCAGUGCAAGCAGGAGAAUGGCGUGGACACGGAACAGGACGAGGACAAGGAGAACGCCGCCAAUGGCCAGGUGCUGGUGCGCAACAAGCAGUCGAACGGCUCCAUUAGCAAGCCCAAGCGCAAGGGUCAGCCCGCUGGGCAGGAGGCCAGUCCCAGCAUUUCCCUCCUGGAGUUUGAGAAAUGCCGCGAGGAGUUCCGCAAGCAAAUCAAAUACCAGGGCAACAUCUACUCGGACUACGUGCAGCUGGCCUCGGAGCUGCCCUAUUUCUACAUCAGCGACGAGUAUCGCGCCUUCUCGCCCAACGGCAUGCACCUGGUCAUCUGUGUGCACGGCCUGGAUGGCAACUCGGCGGACCUGCGGCUGGUGCGCACCUACCUGGAGCUGGGUCUGCCCGGCGUGAAUCUUGAAUUUCUCAUGUCGGAGCGCAAUCAGGGCGAUACCUUCUCUGACUUCGACACCAUGACUGAUCGGCUGGUCGCCGAGAUUCUCUACCAUAUCGACAGCUGUGGCUUGAAUCCCGCACGCAUCUCAUUUGUGGCCCACUCGCUGGGCACCAUCAUCGUGCGCAGCGCCCUGGCACGCCCACAGAUGCGCCCUCUACUGCCGCGCCUGCACACGUUCCUCUCGCUCUCCGGUCCGCAUCUGGGCACCCUCUACAAUACCAGCGGCCUGGUCAACAUGGGCAUGUGGUUCAUGCAGAAGUGGAAGAAGUCGGGCUCGCUGCUGCAGCUGUGCAUGCGCGACACCACGGACAUGCGCAACAGCUUCCUCUACAGACUAAGCCAGCGCAGCACUCUGCAUCACUUCAGCAACAUAUUGCUCUGCGGCUCUAGCCAGGAUCGCUAUGUGCCCGCCCACUCGGCACGCCUGGAGCUGUGCAAGGCCGCCAUCCGGGACAACUCCACAUUGGGCACCAUCUACAGGGAAAUGGUUCAUAAUGUCAUCGCCCCCAUUUUGGCCAGGCCGGAGCUAACGCUCGCCCGCUUCGAUGUCCACCACGCGCUGCCCCACACGGCCAACACGCUGAUUGGAAGAGCUGCUCAUAUUGCGGUGCUGGACUCUGAGCUGUUCAUUGAGAAAUUUAUGCUGAUUGCGGGCCUGAAAUACUUCAGUUAACAUGUCUAAGCAGAGAUCCUUGGACUAGUUACAACUCUAGCUGACUUUUGAAACAGCCAAUUUGAUAUGGAAAGCUCUAUGAAGCGUUUUGUAGACCUAAGCUCUAGCGACUAAAGUACUCAUAUUUUAAUGUUAUUUAAUGUGUAACACAAGAAUCUAUUUGAGUUUGCAACACACGCAGGAGACAUACCACAAAACACAGACACACACUCACACAAACACACACUGUUUGACUAUAUAUACAGAUAUACUACAAUAUAAUCCACAAGCAGGAUGUUACUGCAGUUUCUUCAGCCAACAGAAUUCCAACUGCAAUUCAGUUGGACCAAGGAAUUUAUUGAAACAAAUUGUUAGACUUGAAAUUUUUGUACCAAAACGCAAAUCUUUUGUAGAGAAUUGACAAAAGUUGAAACAAUUAAUCAAAAUGAUUGCAAAAUGGGAAUGUUUAAUCAAAAAACUAUAACCAAAGCGGCGUAACUGUUAAAAACGUGUUAUCGAUAAAUUACAAUUUUUUAUAGCUAAUAGAGUUCAAAACUUAAGGAAAUAACAAAACAACAAAAAAAUGAAAACAAACGGAAGCCAAAGACAUCCAUCAUAAGUAGUUUAGAUCUAAGUUAAAACUAUUUACGAGACUUUAUGAAACGGUUGAAUUGGAGCAGUAGGAAAAUGAGAAAAGUUCAUGAUAAGUAUACGUAACUAACGAUAGCUGAGCACACGAAUACAAGGUUGCAUUUCGAAAAAUAUGUAUUAGCAAUUGUGAGACUAAUUAAAACAGAAGAACAAAUGGUUUUUCCAAAUCUUUGUACUGCUAAAAAACAAAAGCAACUAUGGUAGGCAGGAAUUAGAGUAGAGAUAAUAGACCAUUUUAGAGUUGAGUAGUGGAAUUAAUGCAUUUGUGGAGCGCGUCAAUUAAGCUGGGGAUCGCAUUGAGAAUCGUAUGGCAGCCUCUUGCAAGUAAAGUUUUCUUUAGCGCAAAUCUGAAUUUGUUAAUUGGGAACAACAAAACAAUGUUAGUAAAUGAAUCGACAUGUAGAGCAGUUAGGUCAACUUGAAAAUUUUGUAGUCUAGUCGUAGUCGAAUUGUCGUCUACAUAAUUACAUACAUAGUUAUGUGUGUUUUCUGAGCUUUUUCAAAUCGUUGUUGUGAACAUUUUUAGCUAAUUACCAACUUUGACUUUUCAUGUAUAACUUUUUAAAAUCUACCCAUUUAGCUGUAUACAUACCAGAAGUUGCAUUCUAUUUGUGUAACCGUCCUAAUUCUAAUGCCUACAAUACAAAAUUUCAUUUUAAAUACAUGUUUUAUGCAUAGAAUUUAAGACUUUUGUGAGAUGUUUCCUAAGGCACUUCGAUUUUACUAAAUGUAUCCAAACAAA